Sitodiplosis mosellana (orange wheat blossom midge) is the source of this 596-nucleotide messenger RNA. RefSeq names its product probable methylthioribulose-1-phosphate dehydratase. The transcript has 2 exons. Lineage: Eukaryota; Metazoa; Arthropoda; Insecta; Diptera; Cecidomyiidae. Bases 47 to 475 code for a protein of 142 amino acids. The record is from RefSeq and is a predicted model, not a curated record.
GGAUGGCUUAACUUUUCUCAAUUACAAUCACCAGGGCACUUUGGCAAUGGAUGUCGCAGAGAACGAUAACAUUUGCUUCGAUCCAUUUCUUCUACCAUUUUUGAAAUGGAAAGAUGCAAUUAAGGUCACAGUUCACGUGGUGAAUGAGGAAAUAUUGAAAGCUGAAAAUGUGGGAAGUCCAUUUUCUUUGACCGGACACCGAUGCCUUGAACUUCUGACCAACUGGCAAACCGGUCGCAAAUUCACAUCUAAAGAAAGCGUAAAAAUUCCAGUAUUGGAAAACGGUGCAGAUGACUCUCUUGCUCAAAAAGUUUUGUUGGAAUGUGGUUCAAAAGAACCAAAUUGCCCAGCGUUCAUAGUCAAAGGCAGGGGUCUAUUUGUUUGGGGUGACACCGUCCAAAACACUGUGGAUGCUUGUGAUGCCAUUGUGAUGAUGAUCGGUGUCAUUCUGGAUCAACGCCGCCAACCAAACUGAUGUGCGGACACAGACUGAUGCCAAUCGAUUGCGACCAAAAGUAUUCAUAUGUUUUUUCUCAACAAAAAGUGCAUUCCAUUUACAAAUGCUAUUAUUUUUCGAAUAAAUUUAUAAGCAUUCA